Molecule: messenger RNA, 636 nt
Organism: Dracunculus medinensis (Guinea worm)
Lineage: Eukaryota; Metazoa; Nematoda; Chromadorea; Rhabditida; Dracunculidae
Source: the annotation of a GenBank genome assembly
CAUGAAGGAGGACUCAAUAAUAUGAAAUUUCUACAUCGUGGAGAAUUAUCGAUUUUCGAAAAAUAUCGUUAUGAUUUAAGUCGAGCACAGCUUAAAGCGAGUUCAAGGACGUCAGCUCUUCUGGCUGGUUUUGCCAUGGUUGCUUUAGUCGAAUUGCAGUAUGAAUCAACGACGCCUCAUUAUCUUUUAAUAACAUUGGCAGUUGUAACGACACUGCUUGUAUCUGUUCAUUUACUUGCUCUUAUGAUGUCGACUUGUAUUUUGCCCUAUAUCGAAGCAAAUGGAUGCUCACAGGAUUCACCACAUAUACGAUUAAAAUUUUAUAUCGAUUUAUCAUGGAUAUUCAGCACUUGUAUUGGUUUAAUGUUAUUUCUCAUUGAAAUUGGUGUAAUAUUUUUUGUUAAAUUUCAUGCUGUUGAUUUUGUAUUAGCAGCUUAUGUUUCCACUGCUUUAUUAGUGCCAGUGGUAAUAAUAUUUACAAUAUUUUCAUGCCUUAUUCAUAGAAAUCGAUUAAUUCAUUCAAUGAAUCGUGUCGAUUCCAAGGUUCAUGAUUUACAAAAGUUUUUUAGUGAUAAUGAUACAUUAUCAACUUCGAAUACUAUUCAGCGAUCAAAUAUUGUUACUCAAAUUGUUUAA